CCGCUCGGGAGGCCAGCGGGCAUGCGCGGACCCGCCCACCCCGCGCAGGCGCACGGCGGCGGCCCGAAGCCCCCGUGCCCGUAGUCGGGUUGGGUCUGAGCGUGGCUGGCGCGUGCGGGGUGCGAGUCGCUGGGGGUGACCCACCUUCCCUCGACCCUCUCAUGCUCCAACGCAGAGUUUGCUUUGGGCAAGUGGCAGGCAGAAAAAGGAAGUUUGCUGCUGACUGAGAAGAGCGACGGAUCUUUCCGGCAACAUGGCCUCAGCUCCCUCCACGACUCAUGCGUCCCCUGAUUACUGCAACUGGAACCCGAACGAGGCUUCCUUCCCGGAACAGUUUGCCUGGGGGGCCUCCACAGCAGCCUAUCAGAUUGAAGGAGGCUGGAAUGCAGACGGAAAGGGCCCCAGCGUUUGGGACACGUUCACCCACCAGGCGGGAGAGCGGGUUUUCGAGAACCAGACUGGCGACGUCGCUUGUAGCAGCUAUGCUCUGUGGGAGGAAGAUUUGAAAUGUAUCAAACAGCUUGGCUUGACUCAUUAUCGCUUCUCUCUUUCCUGGUCACGUCUGUUACCUGAUGGGACGACAGGUUUCGUCAACCAGAAAGGCAAUUGUUCCUUUAAAACAGAAAGUUGCGCCGUUUUAAUUCAAGGUUACUGCCGCAGUCUGGCAUAAUUAAUCCAGUGUGCUGUUCUGCAGUGCAGUUUGGAAAUUGCAACUUUGU
Molecule: messenger RNA, 719 nt
Organism: Sphaerodactylus townsendi
Lineage: Eukaryota; Metazoa; Chordata; Lepidosauria; Squamata; Sphaerodactylidae
Product: cytosolic beta-glucosidase-like
Exons: 3
Coding region: 254-670 (138 amino acids)
Biological process (GO): carbohydrate metabolic process
Molecular function (GO): hydrolase activity, hydrolyzing O-glycosyl compounds
Source: RefSeq, a predicted model, not a curated record